AUGAGUGCCGGAAACUCUUUGCUGCCCCGGGCAGCUUACCAGCUCACCCCGGAACAGCAGGCCGCCAAGGAUGCCGCCGAGGCCGUCAACGCGAAGCUCUCCGACUAUCUCAUGAUCGUCUGCGGUGCAGUCUCCGUCGCCGUCAUCAUCUGGAAGGUCUGCGAACGUAUCAUCAAGCUCACCCGACAUGUUUCCUGCCUGCACAACGAUAAGCAGCGCUACUUUGCCAUUCCUUCACCCAACGUUUCCGCUCUCAAGCGCCACCUGCUCUACGCUCCCGUCGUUAGCAAGAGACACAACCGCGAGAUCCAACUCAGCCGCGCUAUCAACGUCGGUACUCUGCCUACUCGUUUCCAGCUUCUCUUUCUCAUCGCCUACUUCGCCUCCAAUGUCGCCUGGUGUGUCGUCGAUAUCCCUUUCGAUGGUGAAAUGUCGGCGGUUGCAGGUGUUAUCCGCAACCGAACUGGUGUUCUUUCCACUGUCAACAUGGUCCCUCUUUUCCUGCUAGCUGGACGAAACAACCCUCUCAUCCCGCUCUUGAACAUCUCGUUUGACACUUACAACUUGAUUCACCGCUGGUUCGGCCGUAUUGUCAUUCUUGAGGCCGUUGCACACACUCUUGCCUACUAUGCCGGAUCAGGCUGGACGUUCACCGUUCCCUCAGGUGCCUUUAUCCUCCCUGGAUUCAUCGCCACCUGCGCCUUCGUUUUCCUCGGUAUCCAGGCCUCGAGCCCGCUUCGACACGCCUUCUAUGAGACUUUCAAGCUUCUCCACAUUCUCGUCGCUGUCACCGCCGUUGUUGGCCUGUACUACCACCUUGUGGCCAAGGAAUCUCUUUACCGAUGGCUCUGCUACCUGUAUUCCGCUAUCGCCCUUUGGAGUUUCGACCGAACCUGGCGUCUGUGGCGUAUCAUUCGCUCUCACGUUGGUGGCUCACGUUCUAGGACCGUUAUCGAAGCACUUCCUGGAAACGCUGUUCGCUUGACCACGACUCUAGCCCGCCCCUGGAAUGCCAAGCCUGGACAACACGCCUACCUCUACAUCCCAUCGAUCAGCUUGUGGCAGUCCCACCCUUUCUCGGUUGCCUGGUAUGACGGUGUUGAUGACCCUAAGAAUGAGAGGCUGGCGAGCACGAACCAGGAUCUGCUGGCGAUGCAGCAGCAGCGAGUGUCCUUCAUCAUCCGUGCCAGGACCGGAAUGACCAACACUCUGUACCAGAAGGCUCUCGUCGCCCCCGGUGGAAGAUUGGAGACUACCUGCUUCGCCGAAGGCCCCUACGGCGGCCACCACUCGUUCGACUCUUACGGUACCGUUGUUCUCUUCGCUGGUGGAGUGGGCGUCACCCACCCUGUUCCCUACAUCAAGCACCUGGUCAAUGGAUAUAACGAGGGCACUGUGGCGACUCGAAGAAUCUUGCUCGUCUGGACAAUCCAGAGCCCUGAGCACCUCGAGUGGAUCCGCCCCUGGAUGACUGAGAUUCUGGGCAUGGAAAAGAGAAGGGAUAUCCUCCGAAUCAUGCUCUUCGUCAGCCAGCCACGAUCUACCAAGGAAAUUCACAGCCCUUCGUCGACUGUGCAGAUGUUCCCGGGACGACCAAACAUCAACACGCUGCUGGCUAUGGAGCAGGAGCAUCAAGUUGGUGCCAUGGUUGUCACCGUUUGUGGUCCCGGUGCUCUGAGCGACGAGGUCCGCCUUGCCGUGCGGAACCGCCAGGACCGAUCCAGCAUCGACUUUAUCGAGGAAGCGUUUACGUGGUAA
This is a messenger RNA of Fusarium keratoplasticum, 1758 nucleotides long. Its product is annotated as FAD-binding FR-type domain-containing protein. The record is from RefSeq and is a predicted model, not a curated record. Lineage: Eukaryota; Fungi; Ascomycota; Sordariomycetes; Hypocreales; Nectriaceae. Bases 1 to 1758 code for a protein of 585 amino acids. The transcript is spliced from 3 exons. Gene Ontology annotation, cellular component: plasma membrane. Gene Ontology annotation, biological process: iron ion transport; intracellular iron ion homeostasis; copper ion import. Gene Ontology annotation, molecular function: ferric-chelate reductase activity.